Molecule: messenger RNA, 1179 nt
Organism: Cyclocybe aegerita
Lineage: Eukaryota; Fungi; Basidiomycota; Agaricomycetes; Agaricales; Hemipholiotaceae
Source: the annotation of a GenBank genome assembly
AUGGAAAGCGAUUCGAACUCUUACGACUCGGAUGAAUAUCCGGAAAUCCACCCUAGCUUCGAUGCACUCCAAAGUCACAUCCUCUCAGACCUCAAUCUGACACUUACGCGCUGGGAGAAGCUCACGAGAGGACGAUAUCAUGAGAUCUAUAUUCUCUAUACCUCGUUGGCCGACAGAUCCGAAGGCAACAACUUGAUUGUUCGUUUCUCGCGCUUCGUUGAAUCUCCCCAGAAGCUCCAAAGUGAAAUCGCGACGAUGCGCUAUGUCCGCCUGCACACCAAAAUCCCUGUUCCUGAAGUGUAUCUCGCCGACACAUCCCCGGACAACCAUGUUGGAGCACAGUACGUCGUCAUGCAGCAAAUGGAAGGACAGCGCCUAUAUCGUAUCUGGGAUGAGCUUACCAUCGAGCACCAGAAAGCUGUCCUGGGUCAAAUCGCGGCGGUCCUUGCCCAGCUGGCAAACUGCAAAUUUGAUUCUAUUGGCUGCCUUCAGGACGAUUUCAAUGUUGGACCCCUGAUUCAUUCGGUCGGCGUAAAGGAGGAUGGGAUAGAAUCGCUUCGUAUCCUUCGCAAGGGCCCAUUCACGACGGCGUUGGACUACCUUGAGUCGUUUUUAGAAGACGUUCCCCAUUUGCCCCGGCUCGAACCGCUCAUGGCAGAUGUCAAGCUGCUCCUUCGAACUCACUUUGCAUCGCAAGACCCUGCCAGGCUUCUGCAGCCUCCGUUCCGCCUCAUUCACGCCGACUUCGACGCUCAAAACAUGCUUUUCACCGCUCCAACCAACGAGAACGAUGGCCCUCCUCGUCUCACUGCCAUACUCGACUGGGAAUAUGCCCACACAGGACCUCUUUACUUCCUCUACGACUACCCUAUCUUCGUGCAAGAUGCGGAUUGGUCCAAGGAGCUAUUCUCGAGGAACGCCUUGCUGCGCCGUGCGUUUUGUCACGCCCUUAGGGAUCGGUUCGAAGAGGGCUCCGAAGAGCGUGAACAAGCCAAAGCGGUUCUUCCUGCUGGUAAAAAUUCAAGGCUCAAUAACUUUGCCGCUAUCUUCAUGGGAGGUCUUGAGUGGGAUUGGGAUUUGAUGGAGGGAGUUGUGGAUGGAUAUAUUCAGGAUGAAAAGGCGGGGACUGGGAAAGCAUAUACAGGAAGACUAGACUGGGCCCCUGACCCAGAUACGUGA